Messenger RNA from Haliaeetus leucocephalus (bald eagle), 642 nucleotides. It is a transcript of the gene PTP4A3, whose product is annotated as protein tyrosine phosphatase type IVA, member 3. Bases 1 to 522 code for a protein of 173 amino acids. Gene Ontology annotation, biological process: endothelial cell migration; protein dephosphorylation. Gene Ontology annotation, cellular component: nucleus. The transcript has 5 exons. Gene Ontology annotation, molecular function: protein tyrosine phosphatase activity; protein tyrosine/serine/threonine phosphatase activity. Lineage: Eukaryota; Metazoa; Chordata; Aves; Accipitriformes; Accipitridae. The record is from RefSeq and is a predicted model, not a curated record.
AUGGCCCGGAUGAACCGCCCUGCGCCGGUGGAGGUCUGCUACAAAAACAUGAGGUUCCUGAUCACCCACAACCCUACCAAUGCCACGCUCAGCACCUUCUUGGAGGACCUGAAGAAAUACGGUGCCACCACGGUUGUGCGAGUGUGCGAAGUGACCUAUGACAAGACCCCCCUGGAGAAGGAUGGCAUCACUGUCAUGGAUUGGCCGUUCGAUGAUGGAGCGCCUCCUCCCAGCAAGAUAGUGGAAGAUUGGCUCAACUUGCUGAAGACCAAGUUCUGCGAAGACCCUGGCUGCUGCGUGGCCGUGCACUGCGUGGCCGGCCUGGGGCGCGCUCCCGUCCUCGUCGCGCUGGCCUUGAUCGAGAGCGGGAUGAAGUACGAGGACGCCAUCCAGUUCAUCCGACAGAAGCGCAGAGGAGCCAUCAACAGCAAGCAGCUGACGUACUUGGAAAAAUACCGACCAAAGCAGAGACUCCGAUUUAAGGACCCUCAUAACCACAAGAACAAAUGCUGCAUCAUGUAACCUCAAUGACCUCUUGCCAAAAUCCGUGCACACAGACACCCGGGCACUCGCACACAUCCCACCCCCUCACCUCCUUGCCCAGCCCUGCACACCCCACGCGCCACCCCACUGCCAGGGCUG